Messenger RNA from Protopolystoma xenopodis, 537 nucleotides. The record is from the annotation of a GenBank genome assembly. NCBI's taxonomy places the organism in Eukaryota, Metazoa, Platyhelminthes, Monogenea, Polystomatidea, Polystomatidae.
CUGGGUCCAUCUUUAACUACUUUAAAGAAUUUGCUCUCUACUUCUCGAAUAUGUUUUUCCCGUUCUGGCAUUCUUGCCACACUUGAAGUCUCUCCUUCUACCCUUCGAUUUCGCUCACCCCAAGAACUCGGCUGCCUUGGUCUCAUAGUUGAUCAGCUGGCUCAUGAGUUCGGAGGUCUCAAUCAGGUUGUCUCAGUUCCUGUUCAAUUACGGCAGUCUCAUAUCCCCCAAGAAUGGCGAAAUUCCUCUGAUCUUGACAUAGCUUCACCGGAAGCAGCCUCUAGGUUGCUCGAUCAGCUGCUUCCAACCUUAAAAAAUUUGGUGGUGUGUACUGAUUCGUCAGAAGAAGGUGUUGUUAUGUAUCCCUAUUCUUCACGACUUUCUGAUUGUUUUAAUUUUGUAUCCGACUCAGCUAAUACAUCAAGGACUACGAAAAUUUCCACAGUUCGCUUUCAUCGAUUUGCUAUGGUUGAUGUAUUAAUUGGUGCAUUUGCUUUCCUGAAUUAUGUCAUAUCAGCACAGUCUUCUAUCACCUAG